ACAGUACAGAAAUGAGGACGUAUCGAGCGCCAACAAUGACUGACAGGGGCACGCCACCAUCCUCGCCAAUCUUUGUAACCUGCUCUCCCAUUGCUUGGUCAGCUCCAUGUUGAUCAGCCAUUUAUCCCGAACUGCUAGCACUCAAACAACCGCCCAGAUCCUACCACACGACCAGAGCUCAAUUGGGGUAGGUCGGGUAAACAAGCACAGAAGUCGUGCAAGGGGUGCGUGCCGACUUCCGCGCCAUGCACAUUAGCGGGGAAUGGGACCGGCGUUGAGGUGUCGGUCGGCCGAGAAGACCCAACGCCUGAAAUCGCGGGGACCGGGGUCCUCGACUCCCUGUUCGCCCAUACGACCCCAGGGCUCCAUCAGACGCCCACUCCGACCCUCCAUGAAGCAAUUGAACAACAUGGUGGAGCGUACUGGAGACCAAUCAGGGCAGAAAGACUCGAGCACCUUUUGCUUCUGGUUGGAUUCUUGGAACCGGGGCAGCCCUGGGGCUCUUCGGGUACACGUGAAUGAGGUGCCCCUGCCGUCGUCGAGCAAGCCAAAUCAAGGCAAGCUUGUUCGGAGUUGUCCCAGAGCCCGAAGGGCUUACGAACAAUACUACGUACUACGUACACAACGACUGUUGCAGAGAGACAUGGACCCAAGGCUGGGAAUAACGGAUCCGAAGCGAAUAGCAGGGGUGGCGGAGAUUGGGACACCCGUGGUACUGGGAGGAUCUAAUCGGACGAGACGACGAACUGCCUGGGCUACGAGCGGCAAUAAUUUUCAUUUCCCUCAGUCUCACUCUUUCUCCUCAUCGCCUCCUCUUCCCUCUCGUUUCUUUGUCUCGUCAUCUUUCGCAUUACCCUUAUUCUACCUUCGUCUUGUUGUUUUAUCAACUAUCUUCCGACCUGUCGGACAAAAGCUUCGACUGUCUGUUCCCGCUCACCCGUUAAGACUGACCUCACUUUAACAUCAAACGGUUACGGACGGAAAAGGUAACUAACUUUGCCUGGCCGUGCCGUGGUUGUACUGGAAAUUUCCAGUGACGAUCAGUGGAUGAUUCAGUGGAUCACACCCCAGACCCGCUGUAAACGGCUACUCUGCAGGGCCUCUCCCCACCAUUUGGCCCCGUUGCCCACUGUUGGCUCGCUAGAACUGAGCUACUCUCUGGGGAACUCCUAACUGAGUCAAGCUUAACCGGGAAGCUUUUCCUGUGACGGUACGUACCCACCACAUCCUCCCAGGACAAUUUUGGAACCGGAAGUUACGGUAGUCGGUUGAUUG
Ilyonectria robusta is the source of this 1275-nucleotide messenger RNA. RefSeq lists its product as uncharacterized. The coding region runs from base 263 to 961 and encodes 232 amino acids. Lineage: Eukaryota; Fungi; Ascomycota; Sordariomycetes; Hypocreales; Nectriaceae. The transcript is spliced from 2 exons. The record is from RefSeq and is a predicted model, not a curated record.